UUUUAAGGUGACAGAAAAAAAGCGUAGAUGGGAAACGACAAGGUUUUUUAUUUUUUUUCAACCAGAGACAAAGAGAUAAUGAACAAGAGCGUUAAUGAAAUUAUUCAUACUGCUCAUCUUUUUGUCACUUAAAUUUAUCGUCACGUCUGAAGAGGUUGCCCAUCCAGGGGUCCGCAACCUGGGGAGAACGGCGUAUAUAUCUGCACGGGAGAAGGGGAGAAACAAAACAAAAAAAAGCACCCAGGAACCUGAAAGAGAAAAAAAAUGCCAAGCUGUUCAACUAGGACACGCCAAAGAGACAGAGCGGAAAAGAAUGCCAACGAGAGAGAGAAAAAAAAGUGGCCAAAAUCAGUCUGUAUUUGUCUCAUCAAAUACGUACAAUUUAAUUGAAAAAAUGUGGGUAAAUAUUUUACAAAUCAAAAUUUUUUAAAAGAGGCAAGCUAAUGUUGUUUUUAAGUAAUUAAAUAAGAGAGCAAACCAAAGGACAAAGACAUACAAAAAGGAAGAUGGAUGCAUUAGACAAGCCACACUUACUCUCCUCUUGUUUUUAUUUACA
Molecule: messenger RNA, 556 nt
Organism: Radiomyces spectabilis
Lineage: Eukaryota; Fungi; Mucoromycota; Mucoromycetes; Mucorales; Radiomycetaceae
Exons: 1
Coding region: 95-430 (111 amino acids)
Source: RefSeq, a predicted model, not a curated record